Paramecium octaurelia is the source of this 138-nucleotide messenger RNA. Lineage: Eukaryota; Ciliophora; Oligohymenophorea; Peniculida; Parameciidae. The record is from the annotation of a GenBank genome assembly.
AUGAAAAGAAGUACAGAUUCUUUGGAGAGUAGUAAUGAUUCAUUAAAAUAGUUAGGUACGGAAACUAUUUAUUAUGACAGCACUUUGAGUCUGAAUUCAGGAUUCCAAUAGGUCUCCAUAAACAAUAAAUCUUUAUGA